AAACCGCACACGUAUCUUUACCCUACCACUAUUGAAAUCCUCCCAUUUUCUUCUCCUCUAAACAAACCAAUAGCUUUGUCUUCAGGCAAAGCAAGAACCUUGGGAUCGGGAAAGAUGGUUCAGAGGAAGACUUGUUUAGUACUCGAGUCUUCUUUCAAUUCCCAGCCUGAAACUCGAUUCGGGCAAGAACAUCUCAAGAACCUUGGACCGGAGAUGAUGAUGAUGAAGAGAACAAAGCCUAGGAGGAAGCUUAAAGACAAUACUACUGUUUCUUCUCAAUCAGGUAAGUCACAAGAAUUACCAAAGCAUGAUCUUGUUGUGAAAGUGACAGGUGGUUCUGGUUCACCUAAUUACAUGAAAGGCACCAGUAGCUCCGAGGCAAGGAAGGAGAACAAGAAAAGAUUUAAUCUUUCUAGGAAUCAGAAGAACCAAACCGGUUCAAAACAUGAUUCUCGUUAUGGAGUUAACAAGGAAAGAAGUUAUAACAAGCCAAGUUCUAGGAUCGGUAGGGGUUUGACAAAGCCUCCUAGUUUCAAGAGAUGCUCUCAGAAAUCUACUUGUUCUUCAACUCUAAAAGAUUCCAAGUUCCCCGAGUAUCUGAUGCUUAAUCAUGGCGAGACUUAUGAUCAAGUUAAUGGAACCUCUGUUUUGAAAGUUUGUCCUUACACGUAUUGUUCACUCAACGGCCAUCUCCACUCCGUGCAGUAUCCUCCUCUGAAAAGCUUUAUAUCCUCGAGGAGACAGAGUUUGAAGUCCCAAAAGAGUGUGAAAAUGGAAGCUUCCAAGGAAGAGUUUGUGAAGAUACGUAUAGAGGAGAAUAAAGAGUUUGAGCAUGGAAAUGGAGCUGCUUUUGAGAUUGAUAUUGAUAGUCAAAUCUCGGAAACUGUUUCUCAAGGAGCACCUCGUUCUGAAACUGAUUCUGAUGAUUACUCUGACAGUGCUGAGAUGGUAAUGAUUUCAGAAGGUGAUCAUGCCAUCGAGUUAAAAGAAUGUGGUUUGGAAGAGACUUUGGUAGAUGAAGUUGUGAAUGAGGUCCAAGAGAAAGCAAACAGAGAUGGAGAUGCUUGUCUUCUAAAAGAAUCUGAUUUGGAGGAGACUUUGGUAGAUAACUCUGUGAAUGAGGUCGAAGAGAAAGCAAACAGAGAUGGAGAUGCUGAUCAAUCUUGUUGCUCUGAUCCUGAAGUAAUCAGUAUAAUCAAGAACUCAGAAGCAGAUAAUGCAAUUGAGGAGACUAUGGUAGAUGAAUCUGUGAAAUAUCUUGAAGAGAGAGCAAACAUAGAUGAGGAUGAAAAUCAAUCUGGUUGCUUUGAUUCUGAUGUCAUCGAUAUGACCAAGAACUCAGAAGCAGAUAACAGAAUCGAGGAGACUUUGGUAGAUGACUCUGUGAAAGAGAUCCAAGAGAAGGAAGACAAAGAUGAAGAUGAAGAUGAAGGUGCUGAUCAAUUUAGUUGUUUUAUUUCAGAAGUUAUCGAUAUGACAAAGAACUCAGCAGCUGGUAAUGCUAUUGAGGAUAAAGAUGAUGCUGGUAAAGAUACAUUAAAGGAUAAAGCUGAAGACUGCAAAGAGGAGUCUCAAGACCAGACUGAAGUUAUGUUGAUGACAAAAGAAAACACAAAGGUUCCAUUUAACCGUACACGAAAACCGUGCAACCAAGAAGAGUCAGAGUCUACCAUUUCAUGGACAAUCAUCAAAUGCAAGAAACCCGUUGCAGAGACCGAGGAUUUAAGAGCAUUCAAUCCAAGAGAACCCAAUUACCUUCCAAUUGCAGUGGAGGAGGAUCCUGAAAAGGUGGACCUCAAGCAUCAAGACAUAGAUGAGAGGAGAAACUCAGAGGAUUGGAUGCUUGACUUUGCUCUUCAGCGUGCUGUUAGUAAACUUGCUCCAGCAAGGAAGAGGAAAGUUGCAUUACUCGUCGAGGCAUUUGAAACCGUGCAACCUACUAUAUCACAUGGUAGAGAACCUGCACCGGUUUUAAGUUAUGGAAGACACCUUCAAGCCUGCAAUUAAUAAAGGUCCAGGGAUGAUCCAAGAAAGGCAACUAAAGGAAGAUGAAUGGCUUUUAUUUAUUUAUCUACUUACAAGAAUCAAACCCAAGUGUAAACUUUGAUGGUUUAUUUCCUAGCUCUUUGUGUGGUAGUUAUGCUUCUCAAUAUAUGAGGACUAAGUGUGUGCUUGCUUGAGGACUAAUUUCUAGGACAAUCAUAUGUGUUUGUCUAGUUCUAUAUAACUAUUUAGAAUUGUGAAACAAUCGUAUGCAGUUUGCAUAUAUUGCUAUGAAUGUUUGAGUGUUGUUUUCAUCA
Messenger RNA from Capsella rubella, 2300 nucleotides. Its product is annotated as calmodulin binding protein PICBP. The record is from RefSeq and is a predicted model, not a curated record. The coding region runs from base 115 to 2007 and encodes 630 amino acids. Lineage: Eukaryota; Viridiplantae; Streptophyta; Magnoliopsida; Brassicales; Brassicaceae. The transcript is spliced from 2 exons. Gene Ontology annotation, molecular function: calmodulin binding.